ACUUUUAAUUACAUUUGUUUGAAUUGUGAGUCCCUUUCAGUCUACUCACUAAUACAAUGGCAUCAGAACAUGAUAGGGCAGUUCUUUGGACAAUCUUCAAUCCUACAAGCCCUUUUGAAGACAUUCCUGGUUUAAACCAAGAGGAAGAGCUUGCAGAUGAUGACUCUUCCUUUGACCCUAAUCUGCUAAAGCAGGUGAAGAAUCUGGAGCUCCAGGGAGUGUCUGCUGCUGAGUCUGGGGAUUUGAAGACGGCCCUGAAUCAUUUUAAUCAGGCCAUCCACCUACUUCCCAUGAGAGCUUCAGCCUACAAUAACCGUGCUCAGGCCAAACGUCUACAGGGAGAUACUGACAGUGCAAUUGAGGACUUGGAACAGGCCAUUUUACUGAGCAAAGGCACAGGCCGCACAGCCUGCCAGGCUCUUGUUCAGCGUGGCCUUUUGCUCAGAUUGGCACACCGGGAUGACGAUGCCAGGUCUGACUUUGAGCGGGCAGCGGCCUUGGGUAGCAAGUUUGCUAGACAGCAGGCUGUAAUUCUGAAUCCUUAUGCAGCUCUAUGCAACCGUAUGCUUUCUGAAGUCAUCAGCAACCUAUGCAACCCAAAGGUGCCAGAGAUACAGUAGAGAUGAAGUGAUAGACAUAGCAAAGGGCACAUUAUAUACAUGAUGAAUGUUGUCAGCAAAUCUGGAUUUAAAUGUGUGCAUACCUUUUUUUUGCAAGAGAUUUAAUAAAGAUAAUUUUGUUUAUCUGGA
Molecule: messenger RNA, 749 nt
Organism: Neoarius graeffei (lesser salmon catfish)
Lineage: Eukaryota; Metazoa; Chordata; Actinopteri; Siluriformes; Ariidae
Gene: ttc36
Product: tetratricopeptide repeat domain 36
Exons: 3
Coding region: 57-620 (187 amino acids)
Biological process (GO): cilium assembly
Molecular function (GO): protein binding
Source: RefSeq, a predicted model, not a curated record